This is a messenger RNA of Sphaeramia orbicularis (orbiculate cardinalfish), 3904 nucleotides long. RefSeq names its product prickle homolog 1b (gene prickle1b). NCBI's taxonomy places the organism in Eukaryota, Metazoa, Chordata, Actinopteri, Kurtiformes, Apogonidae. Gene Ontology annotation, molecular function: zinc ion binding. Bases 233 to 3031 code for a protein of 932 amino acids. The record is from RefSeq and is a predicted model, not a curated record. The transcript is spliced from 8 exons.
GCCAGAGCUGCGCAGCGCACAGCCCUGGUGAGCGUCCCUUUCCUCUACCUUGUGCACGAUCAUGCACUGAAAGACUACAGUUAUUACCCUGAUUCCUGAUUCCAAACGGCAGUGAGCUGUUUUUGUUGGUUGCAGUCAUCCCGGAUGUCUCUACAGUGUUGAUUUUAAUCUGAUAAACGGAAUAUCCAAAAACGGCCCCGGACUGUUUUGCUUGUAAGAGCACCCUUGUGUGAUGAACCUGGAGUGCAGUGAGAGAGGGGAGCGUCCUUCACCUCGAGGCCCAGACAUGGAGCCUCAUACCGGAGGAAAGAUGGGGAAGAUAUCAGUAGGUUUUCAGAGGAGCUCCACUUCAGAUGACGACUCCGGCUGCGCUCUGGAGGAGUACGCUUGGGUGCCACCAGGACUCAGGCCUGAGCAGGUUCAGAUGUAUUUCUCUCGUCUGCCAGAAGACAAAGUGCCAUAUGUCAACAGUCCAGGAGAGAAGCACCGGAUCCGGCAACUCCUCUACCAGCUGCCACCACAUGACAACGAGGUACGUUACUGCCAUUCUCUGACUGAAGAGGAAAAGAGGGAGUUACACAUGUUCAGUGCUCAGAGGAAGAGGGAGGCACUUGGGAGAGGAACACCCAAGAUCCUGCCCCGAGCUUUGCAACACACCCGCUGUGAAAAUUGUGGUGGAGGCAUAAAUGGAGGGGAGAUGGCAAUUUUUGCCUCCAGAGCAGGCCCGAGCCCCUGCUGGCACCCGGCAUGCUUUGUAUGUUCAACUUGUCAAGAACUUCUCGUGGAUCUCAUCUAUUUUUACCAAAAUGACAAGGUCCUCUGUGGAAGACACCAUGCUGAGCUUCUCAAACCACGAUGCUCUUCCUGUGAUGAGAUCAUCUUUGCUGAUGAGUGCACUGAAGCAGAGGGUCGUCACUGGCACAUGAAACAUUUCGCCUGUUUUGAGUGUGAGACGAUGCUCGGAGGACAGCGCUACAUCAUGAAAGAUGGCCGACCCUAUUGCUGUGGCUGCUUUGAGUCACUGUAUGCAGAGUACUGUGAAGCCUGUGGUGAAAACAUAGGUGUUGACCAUGCCCAGAUGACCUAUGAAGGUGUACACUGGCAUGCCACAGACCAUUGCUUCUGUUGUGCACAGUGUAAAACAUCUCUGCUGGGUUGCCCAUUUCUGCCAAAGGAGGGCCGCAUUUAUUGCUCAAAGGCCUGCAGUCAGGGGGAAGACAUUCAUGCCUCAGACUCCUCUGAUUCUGCCUUCCAGUCUGCCCGCUCACGUGAAUCACGGCGCAGCAUCCGCAUGGGAAAGAGCAGCAGGCCUGCCGAACAGUGGAGGCAGUCACAGCUGUUUACCCCCGCUGCUGCUGUCCCCUCGUUCGAGUACAAGUUUGGGGACUGUGAAGGUGAUGGAGAUGCUGAUGGUGACAUAGAUAUUGUAGGGCGUAAACUGGCCCAUUUAAAUAUGGAAGAGGAGAGGUUCUGGAGGGAGCGGGAGGAGCAAGAUGCUGGGGGAGAGGAGGAUCCAGAGGAGUGGGCCCAACAUGAGGACUAUAUGACUCAGCUCCUGCUCAAAUUUGGGGACCGUGGAAUGCAACAGCAACUUCAGCAACCAUCCCUAAAAUCUCCCAGCCCUAGCAUUGAGAGAAAUAGGUUAAUAAGCAUCUCUGACCCAUGGCUGAAGCCUGAUUCUACAUCUAUGGGGGUUACCCCCUCAUCUCCUACCCCUGCUAGUCCCACCCAGAGCCAGACGUCCAAUCAGUCCAGAGCCAACAGCCUUAGUCCUGGGCUAAUGAGCAAGAAGAAUCUGCCUGAAAUGUAUUGGGCUCAGUCCCAAGAUGGGUUGGGAGACUCAGCUUAUGGGAGUCAUCCAGGCCCUGCUAGUGCAAGAAAAAUUCAAGAGUUGGAGAUGGACCAGGAUCAGGAUCAGUCAGGGACAGGAAGACAGGCCUUCUGGCCAGACACCCGGCAGUGGUAUGAAGACUCCCUAGAGUGUAUCGCAGACGAGUUGAGGAAGGUUGGGCAGGGUGUUGGAGACUCCAUGGAUUCCCUUGCACUUUCAAACAUCACUGGUGCUUCUGUGGAUGGCGAAGGUCGAGAUAGACCUCUACGCUAUUCCCUUCAUAGCAUUCAGGAUCCAUUGCUGGGGACAAAUGACUGUGAGAAGAUGAGCAACAUGGGAACCUUUAAUUCCUCUCAUCUUCACCAUAGUAGCAACUCCCUCAACCUUAACCUGGAGAAAGGAGAGGUGGGAACAGAGGAAGAUGUUACUUUGGCCAUGAGGGGAGGAACAACUGCAGGACUUCUUUCAUUGUCCCCACAUUCAGAGGUCCUCCCUCCCUCCUUUGUCCAUGCUCCUGCUUUGAGAAGGAGCAAGUCUCAGUCCAGGCCUCCUCAGAUGGUUAAGUUCUCAGAAGACACUGUAGACAAUGGGUACAAUGAUGGGUUUGACGUCAGUAUGAGAAAGCAUCCCAUGAGCGAGAAACCACAACGGAGGGUGUACUGCCCAGAUGAGAUGAGCCGAGACAAAAGCCGCCCCACAAGCCACCACGGCCGCAGUAGGCAGCACCACCGACAAGGCAGGCACCACAGGAGUCGCAAAACCCGUUCAGAUAAUGCCCUUCACAUGGUGCCUUUGGAAAAAGCACAAAGGCUGUAUGAGCCCCAGCAACAAAGUGUGAUUGACCCCGCAAGAGGAGGUGCCAUGCUACUGCAGCAUCCCUCCCACAGGCUGCCCCUGGCCUAUUCCCACACCCAGUCUGACUACAUGCUUCAGGGUUCAACACAAGGAGAUCCUCGGGCAGAGAAUUUCAUGGCUCUUUACAGGGAUGAGGAUGACUGGUGCUCUACAUGCUCUUCGUCCUCAUCAGACUCUGAGGAGGAGGGUUAUUUCCUGGGACAGCCGAUCCCCCAGCCUCGAGUGGCUGGGCACUAUUAUGCUGAAGACUACCCAACUAGGGUAACAGCCCUCUCAUCCCAGAACCAUGGCUCACACAUUAGGCGCAGAAAAAACCAUCGCUCCAAAAACUGUAUCAUUUCUUAACAAUUCAGACUGUUCUUUAAUAGUGUAUAUUACGGUACACUAAUAAAUUUAAUACAGAUCCUCUGAGCAUAUGAUGCUUUAGAGAUCAAAUACAGACUGUGUAUAGUGCCCUUACAGAUGGAGCAUAUCGUAUUUUAGGUCCAAAUCUACUGAAAGAAGAAAAUUUUAAAUAAAAAAUGACCAUCUGUCAUAAUUUUGUAUGUGUGCAAAUAUGCCUUAGAUACUGGGAUUUUUUUAAUUUAGCACUAAUGUGAUGCUUGGACUGGUAUUUUAGGAAGCCUUCUCUUGGAUAGCAUUGACUGACACACUUUGGCAGAGUGAAGACACACUUUUUUUAUUUCAACAUUUGCCAUGAAGUUGUUUUUGCAAUGUUUUAUGAUCAGUUACAAGUUUUUCAGCAAUACCUUUGUUGAUGUUAAAAUGGCAACGCUAUUGUACACAAAGGCUGAUAAAGGUAGAAUAUAGAAACUAACCAAAUAAUUAUUUAAUGCAUAAUAGUACAGAAUGAUAAUGUAUAUACUAAGUUAAAAUUUUAAUACUGGUAUUUUUAUAUCUGUGGUUUAAAAACUGUUUCUUGUGAAGUGUUUGGAAAAAAGCUGUUGUAAUCGUAAACAUAACAGACCUCAUAAAUAUUUUGGGACACAAAGAAGGCACCACUUCAUUAUUCUGUUCUUCAAGUGCCAUGAUAGUUGGUAAAACUAUUGAAUUUUUAACACAUAUUCCAAAAUGCUCACUGCUUGUGUGCAAAAUAUAUAAAAUGGCAGUAGCAACCUGAUUUUCCAUAUUCAGCCUGUCUUUUCACUACCCUUGCUUUGCCAUAGCCAGUUAAUUGCUUUGUGAUGUAAAGACGCUUGUAAUAAAUAUUUUUCUUCA